Molecule: messenger RNA, 2662 nt
Organism: Alosa sapidissima (American shad)
Lineage: Eukaryota; Metazoa; Chordata; Actinopteri; Clupeiformes; Clupeidae
Gene: nub1
Product: negative regulator of ubiquitin-like proteins 1
Exons: 14
Coding region: 346-2142 (598 amino acids)
Biological process (GO): regulation of ubiquitin-dependent protein catabolic process
Molecular function (GO): protein binding
Source: RefSeq, a predicted model, not a curated record
AGUGUAAAAAAAUAACAAAGCAAAACAACAACAACCCCAUGUAACGCGUGAUAUCUGUCUGUGUGUGUACCUGCAAGACCCACAAGCGUGUUCGAAGACCAGUCAUACUACGUCUUAAGGCUAUAGUUGUCUCUUGAAAACCUGCCUUUCUGUCGCCUGAAGACAGUAUGAUAGCUAUGAGUUUGUUCAGCAAUUGUCAUUGAGGGAGAGUGGUUUGUUAGCGUGUUAGCUUGUGAGCUUGUUAGCUUGGUGGCUGCCUAACUAACUAAGGAGGAAGGAAGGUCUGGGGAUUCCCCUAGUUCACUACUUUCGAUUUAGACAGCUACCCACAUUCCCAACGCUGUGAUGGCAGAACAAAAUAUUCAAUCCAAGUUAGUAACUCAGUUAAAAAAUGAUCAAAUUCAACUAUGGAACCCCCCUUACACAACUGAAAAUGGGGUCGGACAGGAGCAAAUGCAUGAGCUUGCUGAAAAAUACGCACCUCUGGUCGGUGUUCCUUUGCUAGAUGUGGAAGUAGCUUUGGAAACCAUAAGAUCACAGGCUGUCCACAAGGGAUCUGGAAACAAGUUGUUCAGGGAGAAAUGUGUGGCCACAUUGGAAAUAGUCCUCCCCAGAGAUGAGAGAAAGGAUAAAAAGAAGCAUUACCUGGAAACCAGGCUGGAUGUCCCUGCUCAAGACAUAAUAAACAGAAUAAAAGAAGAUUUUGGUUUGAAGUACUUCAAACUCAUUUUGUCUGGAAGGACCAUAGAUCCCAAGAAGAGGCUGGAUGAGCAGAAAGUGAUGACCAAUAGCAAGAUCAUGGUGCUGAAGGUCAGCAAGCCCGAGGGCAUACAAGCCAUGACUGAGGAGGAGGAGAAGAAGAAAUCGCAGGAUGAGGGCAUGCAGCGCACUCAGAAAGGAUUCCAGAUCCUGUCCGAGAGAGAUGGCAGUGAGGACCCAAUGACUACUCCAUUUUUGGAGAUUGCUGAUCAGAAAGGAAACCCUCUUACAAUUCCUCCUAGUGAGAAAAAGGCUCUGAUCCUGGCCAUGGGCUUCCAUGAGAAGGGCCGAGCACUGAUGAAGCGCAGGCAGCACGAGGCUGCCCUCUGCUACCUGCUGCAGGCCGACACUGAGUUCAGCAAGUGUGGCUCCACACUGCUGAACACAGUGGACAACUAUGCCGUGCUGCAGCUGGACGUGGUGUGGUGCUACCAGGCGUUGGACGCCCUCGACUGCCUGGCGGACAGCAAGUCGCGGCUCCAGCGCGCCGAGGACUGCUUCCUCAAGUGCUACGGUGAGCAGCAGCAGAGACUGCUGCAGAUCAAGGGGAGCUCAGGAGGCGAGGAGGUCCUGUUCCUGAGGCUAUAUCUUCUGCAGACUCUGCUGGCUUAUUAUGAAGGCAAAGACAACCUGGCCCGAGAGAGACUGAACAAGGUGGAAGAUCUGUUUAAGCGGUUACGUCUGGACACAGACAAGUUGGAAAUGCUGAUUGCUAUGGGCUUCACUGACCAGGAGGCUCGUCUGGGCCUGAGGGCUUGCCACGGUGAUGUGAGCAGAGCAGCCGAACACAUCAGUCAGAGGAGAAAGGAUAAGGAGGAGAUGAGACAGAGGGAGCGGAGCAAGCGGAGGCGGAGACAGGAGGGCAUCAACACGUUGGUGGAGCUGGGCUUUGCCAAGCGAGACGCAGCACGGGCCCUGCACCAGGCCAAUGGGGACGUGGACACGGCUUAUGGGAUCCUCCUUGACGCAUCCCAAGCCAUGGAUACGGCCAGCAGCUCUAGCACAAGUCCCUCUGAGCCCGACAAACAGACCAAGCUGGAUCAGCUGGCAUUCCUGGGCUUUGAUCGGCAGGCGGUGGAGGCGGCGCUGCAUCUGACGGACUGGGAGGUGACCCAGGCCACUCAGCUGCUGCUGGACAACCAGGGGACGCUGCCCCCCGAGCUGCUCUCACCCUCCCCACCCUCCACCUCCUCGCCCUCAGAGGAGCCCAGCACAUCCUCAGAGUCAACAGGCACAGCUAGUCUGGACGCAGACCUGGUGAACGAGGUUCUGGAGGACAUUCCUCAGCAUGAGGAAGACUAUCUAGACCUGACACUAGAUGAAGAGAGUGAAAUCAUCGCCAAGAUGAGGUCAUACCUGGAGACAAAGGAAACGUCCUGCUAAAGGGAGGUUCAUCUAUUUUGAAAAGCACUUAUUGGCACAUUUAUGGGCUAAGCAUUGCUGGAGACUGUAAGUCCUGAAAUACGUUUCCUUGAAGGAAUUGAGCUUUGAUGGCCUGAAUGUUAAUGAUUCAGGGCUUUAAGAGUGGGAUUUUAUUUUGUUGAUCAGGAAAAAAAAACAAUGCGAUUUUGAUUAAUUGCCCUAUAUGAAGACACAGUUGUCUUGAAAGUUUACAUUUAAGCCAUGGAACUGGCAAUAAUUAGUUACAGUUCACACUGUAUGUUGUUGUUGUUGCAUCUUUCAAAGAUGAUUAAAAGUUAAAUUAAAUUAAAUUUGAAUUUAAAAGACUUUGCAUUUGGUUGGUAAAUUAAGUUAUGUUGUGUUCGAGACAUUUUUGUUCAUAUGGUUAAGCAAUUGUUGUCAGUUCAUUUAAUUCCUAAUGCCACAGAGUUUGUUUCUGUGGUUCAUGUAGUAAUUGUGUUCAUAUUUCAUGCAAUAAAUCCUUGCUUUAGUUCAUUUUAAA